This is a messenger RNA of Ectocarpus sp. CCAP 1310/34, 1880 nucleotides long. Lineage: Eukaryota; Phaeophyceae; Ectocarpales; Ectocarpaceae. The record is from the annotation of a GenBank genome assembly.
GAUUCCGUCCGCUGCAAAGCUGACGAGCACAACCUCUCUCGCGUAGCGGGGACUCGCUACGCUUCAAAAUACCUUUGCAGCCAGAGGGAGUGGGGAAUAGCCAGGCAGGCAAGGGCAGCGCAACAGGCUUGCGUUGCGGUCGCCGGCGGUGGGAUUAACUGCUGUAACACACUUCGAGGGCCACCGGUAGGCUACACGGAGGAACUCCAUCCCGUGCAAUGGUGAUGAUAGCGGCAACGGCGCAGAAAACUAACCUCCCGUCGGUGCUUCCGGUGCAGCAAGAAGGGGCGUCGAACUGCUUACAUUGUGCAACGCGGAGGAGAGCGGGAUCAUGCGGUGCGAGGUUUGCCCGAGUUUGCUGCAGCCUCCACGGUUGUGCGGUGCGCUCGCGCAAUGCUGCGCUAGUUGCUACCAGUUCCGAGCAGAGCGAAUCCCUGUCCAGUGGGCAUUCGUACUGGAAAAUCGUCGAGGUCCGAGGUAGCACUACAUGAAUGCUGAGGAGAGCACAAGCUUACGGGGCGGGAAUCGGCACCGAAAAAUAGUGCGAAGAUCGCAGCUAAAUAACUCGUGCUGCGAAUGCGUGCGACUGCACGAGGAGGAAUGCACCUGCAGAACGGAUCCGCACCGCAAAAACCCGGAGGCCGCAAGCCGGGCGCCCUACGCGAAUAGCGGCGUGAAGGCAGACGGUAGCGUCUCCAAGAGAACACUCGAGGGGAAGGCAGCCGGAGGUGCUGUGCGGGGGCGUGCUGCAUCCUUAUCGGCAGCGACCCAACAAAGGGAAGGCCGACCACCUGCUAGCAAACAUCGCCGUCGCACGAUGAGGACGGACAACCCUCUCGUGCCCGAGCUCCCGGGUGGCACACGGGCUGUCUUAGGGGCUCUCCGCGAGCGGCGACGGGCUGGCGGCGGAGCUCAGGGGAUCUAUCAAUAUCGAGACGGCGGGCGCCAUCCCGCUCGGCGACAAAUCAUGGAGUUCGAGGACCCCGGGUGCCUCAUUCUCCUCCGGUCGGGCGUGUGGACAGUCGACGAGAACAAGGACUUGUUCCGCGGGGGUACUCUCCCAUCACUGGACGGGGACGUGGAGUGGCUCGUGGCGGAGUUUGCGCUACCAUACAUGAAGGAGGAAUUGGUGCCCAAGUAUCCGUUGGGCACCGAUCCUUCCUUGAUGAACGGCAGCGCCCACCCCACCUCGCACCGUUCCUCGUUCUUAUUCGCUGCAGGGACAUUGGCCCGGCCUCUGCACGAGGGGGGCGAGGCGCUGCAGUGUGGGUUGUGCACUCCGAGGACCCAAAGUCGGUGUUGUUGUCGACUUUCCACGCACCCGAACGGAGAGUGAGGCACCCCUUCCCCGGAUGGCACGUGGACUGUCUUUGGAACUGACUCUCGUUGGACGGCAAGGGGCUGGCAGCGAAGCUCACGAGGUCCAUCGACCCGUUCGUGACGUUUUCUGCUUCACAAAGUGUACUACUGUAGAGUUGUGGUACUUUUUGCCUGUCACGACUUUCCCUCCUACGGAACAAAUUUGUGUCGAUACUUCAUUGAUUUUUUUACCCUCCAAAAAACACCUCUUGAGAGCCGUGGGGCGAAAUUGGUGACUGUUUUGAUAUUUUUGGCGAAAAAACUCAACCGAAGACACACUCCGCUCUAAUCGAGCUUCCGAGCUAGGUCCAUGGGUUCCCCUUGGUGGGACUUUCCUUGCAUGUACGAUGAUUCAUUUGUUACUUCUGGAUCUUGUCUGAAAAGUUAAUUUCUUCGAACGUAGCGGGAUGGCAUCUGUCUGUGCCUUACUUUGGUGUCGCUAUGCUUCCUUUUUUACCUUGAAGAGCAGGGGCAGAACGAGUGAGUGGAUGGAAGGCAGUUUUUUUUAUGUGGAGAGAGAA